Molecule: messenger RNA, 994 nt
Organism: Daucus carota subsp. sativus
Lineage: Eukaryota; Viridiplantae; Streptophyta; Magnoliopsida; Apiales; Apiaceae
Product: sodium/calcium exchanger NCL1-like
Exons: 4
Coding region: 103-867 (254 amino acids)
Biological process (GO): calcium ion transmembrane transport; intracellular calcium ion homeostasis
Cellular component (GO): membrane
Molecular function (GO): calcium ion binding; calcium:proton antiporter activity
Source: RefSeq, a predicted model, not a curated record
UUUAUUGCUCUGUACAUGGUUUUUUAGGCAAUUACCCUGGUGCUAGAAGAACAAGAGAAACUGAAGAAUGUGAAGAAGCAAGUUCUUGAGCAGGUUAGACAUAUGAAAGAUGGAGAAGCUAAUGAGUCUGCCAUCAUAGAGUUGUUUGAAAGACUAGAUGUGGACAAGAGUAAAUCUUUAACGCAGUCUGAAUUGAAGGCAUUGCUCUCAGAUAUUAGUGCAGAUAAGGUGCAAAUGGCUGAAGAUGAGGCACUGAUGAAAAUAUUUGAAGAUCUUGACACUGAUGGAAACGAAGAAAUUAGUCUUGAAGAAUUCACAAUAGGACUCAAAAAGUGGAUCAAGAAAACUGGGGGCAAUACUCAACAAUACAAUGUGGACAGAUCUGCAAGGGCGUGGAUAAAGGCUAUAUUUCUGUUGGUGGUUGGAAUAGUAAUGUUAGCAGUAUUAGCCGAGCCCCUGAUACACAGCGUUCAGAAAUUUGCAACAUCUGCAGACAUACCAUCAUUUUAUGUUGCCUUUGUUUUAGUUCCGUUGGCUACAAGUGCUAGAACAGCUAUAUCAGCCAUUCGAGCAGUAAGAGACAAGAUACCAAAAAAUACCCGUUUGACAUUUUCUGAGAUCUAUGAUGGGGUGUUCAUGAACAAUGUUCUUGGAUUUUCUGUUCUUCUGUCAGUUGUAUACUUCCGUGGUUUAGUAUGGCAUUUCUCUGCUGAAGUGAUGAUCGUAGUUAUUGUUUGCUCUAUAAUGGGGCUUAUCGCAUCAUUCAUAUCCCGUUUCCCAGUUUGGAUAAUGUUCAUUGCCUACUCGCUGUAUCCAUUAUCUUUGAUCAUCGUUUAUUUGGUCGAUGAUUACUUUUGGUCGCCCUGAACCGUCUAUUUACACAAGCAAAUGAGCAAAUGUAUGCAUUGGUGGAAUCAGAAAUUUAAACUUCUGAACUAAAACAUUUAAUAAUAAAAUUUUCAUUAUUCAGGCUCCGAAGUAUUUUGAUUAAGAA